GGCGCGAUGGCGGGCGUGCAUGCCGUGAGGCUUGAGCGCGGUCCGGAUAGCGAGUCAAGGUACGCGUGAUGCCGGCUCACGGAAGGCCGAGGAAUCCCAGAGGAUGUUUCUGGUGGUCUAAUCUCAGAACUUACAUCACUAGUCUGCACAAUGGUUCCCUUCCAAGCCCAGUGAUGCCCAGUUGCCUCCAAGUCUCAUACCCUUAUGUGGACAAGAAAAGUUUACAGAGGAAAUGGUAAUUCUUCACUUGCUCCCUGAGGUGUCCAGUUGUAGUCCAUGGAGAUCCAGUUGAAUUAUGAAUCUCAAGAACACCACCUUUUCUCAGAUGGUGAGACCAAGACCAAGAUUGGAAAGCCAGCUUCAGAGGAGGAAACUACAGCAAAAACUGAAUCAUUGACUGAAGAGUCUGGCAACAUCAAAGAGCAUGUUCUCCAGGAUUCUGAAAGCAGAGAAUUCUGUGAAUCUGGGAAUAAAUUAAAUGAAAAGGAUCAGAACCUCGUUAAAAGAAGACAAUAUAACUGUGAUGAGUGUGAGCAAAGCUUUGGGAGUACAGGCCUUAUUAGGCAUCGAAGAACUCACUGGGAGAAACACUAUAAAUGUGAUAAGUGUGGAAAGGCCUUUAGUGUGAGAUCAGCCCUGGUUCUGCAUCAGAGAAUUCAUACUGGGGAGAAACCUUAUCCUUGUAAAUGGUGUAUUAAAAGUUUCAGUCGGAGCUCAGACCUUAUUAAACAUCAAAGAGUCCACACUGGUGAAAAACCUUAUCAGUGUGAUAUAUGUGGGAAAGCCUUCAGUCAGAGCUCAGAUCUUAUUAUACAUCAGAGAAUCCAUACAGGAGAAAAACCCUAUCAGUGCAGUCAUUGCAGUAAAAGUUUCAGCCAGCGCUCAGACCUUGUUAAGCAUCAGAGAAUCCACACUGGAGAGAAGCCUUAUACAUGUAACCAGUGUAACAAACAUUUUAGUCAGAGUUCUGAUGUCAUAAAACAUCAAAGAAUCCACACUGGGGAGAAACCAUAUAAAUGUGAUGUGUGUGGGAAAGCCUUCAGUCAGAGCUCAGAUCUUAUUCUACAUCAGAGAAUCCAUACUGGGGAGAAACCAUAUCCAUGUAAUCAGUGUAGCAAAAGUUUCAGUCAGAACUCAGACCUUAUUAAACAUCGAAGGAUCCACACUGGAGAGAAACCCUAUAAAUGUAAUGAAUGUGGAAAAGCUUUUAAUCAGAGCUCAGUCCUUAUUCUACAUCAAAGAAUUCAUACUGGAGAGAAACCCUAUCCAUGUAGUCAAUGUAGCAAAACCUUCAGUAGGCUUUCUGAUCUUAUUAAUCAUCAACGAAUUCACACUGGAGAGAAGCCUUACCCCUGUAAUCAGUGCAAUAAAAUGUUUAGUCGAAGAUCAGAUCUUGUUAAACAUCACAGAAUUCAUACAGGUGAGAAACCCUAUGAAUGUGAUGAGUGUGGGAAAACCUUUAGUCAGAGCUCCAACCUUAUUCUUCAUCAGAGAAUCCACACUGGAGAGAAACCUUAUCCAUGUAGUGAUUGUACUAAAAGCUUUAGUCGCCGUUCAGAUCUUGUUAAGCAUCAAAGAAUACACACUGGAGAGAAACCAUAUGCAUGUAACCAGUGCAGUAAAAGUUUUAGUCAAAGCUCAGACCUCACUAAACAUCAGAGGGUACACUCUGGUGAAAAGCCCUAUCAUUGUGAUAGUUGUGAGAAAGCCUUCAGUCAGAGUUCUGACCUUAUUCUUCAUCACAGAGUUCACACUGGAGAAAAACCAUAUGUAUGCACACAGUGCAGCAAAAGUUUCAGUCAAAACUCAGACCUCAUCAAACACCAGAGAAUCCACACUGGGGAAAAACCUUAUCAAUGUAAUGAGUGUAAGAAGGCUUUCAGUCAGUGUUCAGCUCUUAUCCUCCAUCAGAGAAUCCACACUGGGGAGAAACCAUAUCCAUGUGAUCAAUGUGGCAAAAACUUUAGUCGGCACUCUGAUCUCAUUAACCACCAAAGAAUACACGCUGGGGAAAAGCCAAAUAAAUGUGAUGCAUGUGGGAAAGCCUUUAGCACAUGCACAGAUCUUGUGGAACACCAGAAAAUCCACACUGGGAAGAAACCCUACCGGUGUGUUCAGUGCAGCAGAAGUUUUAGCCAACUUUCUGAUCUUAUUAAUCAUGAGAAAGUCCAUUCUGAGGAAGACAGUCUAAAUGUGAUGAAUAUGGGAAAAUCUUUAGUGUAUAUAUAACUUUAUUCAGUACCAGAGAUACCAUACCAGAAAAAAAUCUUACGAAUGCUGUUGAUGAGUAUGAAAAAGGUUUUAAUCAAAGCUCAACUCUUAUACUACAUUAACAC
Molecule: messenger RNA, 2336 nt
Organism: Lemur catta (Ring-tailed lemur)
Lineage: Eukaryota; Metazoa; Chordata; Mammalia; Primates; Lemuridae
Product: zinc finger protein 271
Exons: 3
Coding region: 277-2229 (650 amino acids)
Source: RefSeq, a predicted model, not a curated record